Molecule: messenger RNA, 2770 nt
Organism: Aphis gossypii (cotton aphid)
Lineage: Eukaryota; Metazoa; Arthropoda; Insecta; Hemiptera; Aphididae
Gene: su(w[a])
Product: protein suppressor of white apricot
Exons: 14
Coding region: 196-2610 (804 amino acids)
Biological process (GO): mRNA 5'-splice site recognition; RNA processing
Molecular function (GO): RNA binding
Source: RefSeq, a predicted model, not a curated record
UACUAUUCAGUUUCACCUUUCAAUAUUAUAAAUUAUAAUACAUGGGGAUUUGAAGACAUUAUUUUAACUUUAUAGUUUAUUAUUUUUUCAAAUAUAAGAAAUGUAAUAAAUAUAUUUAUUUUUUUCGUACUUUAAAUUCAUCAGCUAGUGGUUCAAAAUUGUUGAUUAUUUUGUAUUAAUUAUUUCGUGUUGGGUAUGUCUUAUAUAAAUGCUUACAAGAAUCGGACUACCAAUAAUGGUGCAUCUGAAGACGAAAAACAAACUCUAUUGGUUUUUGGGUAUUCGUGCAAAUUAUUUAAAGAUGACGAAAAAGCUCUUUUCAUUGAUCAAGGGAAGCAUUUGAUACCCUGGAUGGGUGAUGAUACAUUAAAAAUAGACAGAUAUGAUUGCCGUGGGGCUUUAAGUGACUUAAAAUCUGUAGAAGCCUUACCGUUUGGUCAAAGUCGAUGGGAAGGAUUGACAGCCGAUGAAAAAAAAAUUGAACAACUCUGUGACGAAGAAAGGUAUAAGUCUCUCAAUGAUAAGAGUGAAGAAGAAUCAAUUUAUCAAGAGGAAGAACUUAAACGGCUUCAUCAAGCUUUAAAUAAUGAUGAAAAAGAAUAUGGUCAAGUUGGUUAUAAAUAUGAGGAUGAAUCUUCAAACACAUCUGAAAUAAAAACUGCAGAUGACACAGAGUAUGAUCCUGAACUAGAAGAAGCUUUUAUUCCACCAAGAGAAUUAGAAAUUCCUUCUAAUAUGCAUGUGCCUCCAACAAAAAAAUUAAAUGCUAUUAUUGAAAAAACAGCAUUGUUUAUAUCUAAGCACGGAGCACAAAUGGAAGUUUUAUUGAAGGCUAAACAAGCGCACAACCCUCAAUUUGAAUUUUUGUCAUACGACAGGCCACUUUACCCUUACUAUCAACAUGUACUUUCAGCUAUCCGGUCUUGCCGUUAUAACCCUACACUUGCUAAUGAUAGUGCUGAAGAUUCAUUAGAUUCCUCAAAUGAAGAAAGUUACCUACAUCCAAGCCUAUUAAAAAGUGCAAAACAACCAGAAACGACGCCAUUUAUACCAAACAUAACAUACAAACCUUCUGCUGAUUGUUCAUACUCAUUACUAGUAAACAAAAUUAAAGAGAAACAAUCUGCAAUGCCUGUAGAGGAAACCAUUAUAAAUGAAGUAGAAACUCCUCCCGUAACUGUAACUACAUCAGAGUUUGAUGGACUUACUAAAUCAGCUAGACGGCGGCUGAAAAAAAAAUUAGUUUCUCAAUCUACAUUAAAUACUGCAAAUUCGCCAGAUACAGAUGAUAAUGAAAUAAUUGAUGAACUAAGCUCAGUUGAAGCAACUACUAAUACCAAAACAGAAUCGGAGAAUUCCAAUCCAGUUCAACAAAAUGUUACAGUUGGUAUUGAUGUGCCACCUAAUGAUUUACAAAUAAUUAUUGAUAAAAUGGCUUCUUAUGUGACAAAAAACGGAAAGCAAUUUGAAGAAACUGCUAGAAAAAGACAGGAUCCAAGAUUGAAAUUUCUAGAGCCUGACGAUUGUUUUAAUGCAUAUUAUACUCAAAAGCUUAAAUUGUAUGCCACAAUUAAACGAUUGGAACAAACAGCUCCAUUAAAAUUAAAUGUGGAUUCUAAAACAAAUUCCAAAUUACCUGUAUGUUUCUCACUAAAAAAACAAAAAGAAUCUGAAGCUGUAGAGAUAAAAAAAAGUGCUCUUGAAGAUAGUGCAAAUGAAACAAGUGAUGAUGAACAUAAAAAAGAUCGUAGUGAUAAAACAGAAUUUAAUCAUAUUAAAUUAAAUAAAUCGUCUACAUCUGUCAAGAAAAACCCAUUACAAAAUACAGCUAAAUUGGCUGAAGAAAGAUUGAAAGAUAAAUUAGCUAUGGCAGCAAAAGAAAAACUUUCUAUGCUAGAAAGAGAACGUACUAAAAAAGAAAAAGAAAAAAUUCAAGCUGAAAGAAAAAGAAAAGCUGCACAAUUUUUGGCUUCGAUGAAAAUUAUAUCGUCAUCUUCAAAAAAUUCAAACAUCAUUAAACCGAGUGAAAAACCAGACAUUCAAGAUUUGCCAGUUCAUACUUCUGUAGUGAAUAAUGUUGAUCAAAAACCAUCUAUAGAUGAAAAAAAUGGUUUACCAGAUGAUGAUGUAAAAGAUUUAAAUAUUCAACCACUGCCUUCCAAAGUACAAGACGUAAUAUCUAUUGGUUCUAGUGAUGAAGAUAUUGUAUCUAAUGAUGGUAAUUUAAAUAAAAAUAUAAAUGGAAAUAAAAGUAGCAAAUUAUCUUUGCAAUCCCGACUCCAAGAAACAUUAUCAAGAGACAAUAAACGUAAAAAAAAUGAAAGAAGUGACAAAGAAAAAGAUAAUUACAAACGAAUAAAGCAUUAUGAUGAAAGUAAAGAAAAAACCCCAGAUCAUCGGUAUUCAUCUCGUGAUAGAGAUCGAACUAGCAGGCGUUCGAAAAAAUCUCAUUCUAGCCAUCAUAGUUCUUCAAAAGAUCACAAAAGAGAACGUGGUAGUAGACGAUCCAAACAUAAGCAUAAAUCAAAAAAGUCAAAAAAACACACGCGGAAUCAUAAUUCAGACUCGUCUGAUAACAGUUCCAAUACAAACAACAGUCGUUUUUCAUGAUUUAUUUGUGUUUCAAUGUACAUACUUGUAAAUUUAUUCAUGUAAACUUUUUUUUUUUGAUUAGUAUAUUGUUAACGAGCUUUUUUCUUUGUAUUAUAAAUCAAACUUGUAAUUUAUACCACUUAAAGUUUAAACUAAUAAAUGAUACUAUUUUGAGUAA